Neurospora tetraspora is the source of this 4609-nucleotide messenger RNA. RefSeq lists its product as uncharacterized. Bases 97 to 4419 code for a protein of 1440 amino acids. The record is from RefSeq and is a predicted model, not a curated record. Lineage: Eukaryota; Fungi; Ascomycota; Sordariomycetes; Sordariales; Sordariaceae. The transcript is spliced from 2 exons.
CAGCCACGACAGCCACGACAAGACGGACGUAAAGUUGACGAGCUGUGAGCGUUAAGCGGCCGGCCAUCUCUUCCAGCAAAAGGAGAAAAAAGAACAAUGAACUCCGGACCGGUCUCUUCAAGUCCGGCUUCGGGGUCAGCUUCGACUUCCACUUCGAGGCCCACCAUCGGGGUUCCAGAGCGGAAGUAUAUCCCCUACCGCCAAGGAGCCGAGGAGCAGCUGAAACUGACCGUGGGGAACAGGGCUGGUAGGGCCCUAAAAGCCCCAACAGCCCCAGUCAUGUCAUCAUCAGUGGCCCUGGUGGAGACGCUGUUGGCGCCGGAGCCAGGGCCGGAGAGGGCAUCCUCACCGCGAUACUGCAGCGCUCUCCGGGAGAGAUGCGUGUCACUGUCCGAUGGCACCGUGACAGCGACACCGACCAGCAGCGUCACAUGGCAGGAUCAAGAUCGCAGAAAGAAGCGGACGGGCGUCGGGUCCUUGGCCAUCUCUGCGCCGUACAAGAAAGGGCACAGGAGAUCACCGGCCACGGCAGCCGCCGACUGGGGGGGUGGAAAGAAAAAGUGGAAGAGAAGCAGGAACCCGCGGUGGAAGGAGAAUCUCGACCAUUUGCUGGAAGUUGAAGUGGAAAUCGAAGUGGAAGCUAACACUGCAGACGCUGCAGGCACCUGCACCGCAGGUACGAAUGUUACCACCCCCCUGCUAGUGGCUCAGGUACCCCAAUCAGCACCUGCAGCGGCAGUGGUACCUGGGGCUGUACCCUCACCGACUACCGGUAGCGGUACCUCCCAGUCUUGGUUGACUUUUCCAAAAACUGGAAAAGAGGGAAACAAGCCGUCUCUCCCGUCCAAGCCGCCCUUGCACCACCUGCUGCCCUGCAAUUCCAACGCUCGGCCGGGACAAGACAACAAUGACGUGAAUCGCAACAAGUGGGAGGGAGUCCCCGGCUCUGACGGCGACGGCCGGGGUUUGGGGUCCAAGCCAGCUUCAAGUUGUUGGUCUUCAAGUUCUACUUCACCGUCACUACUUCCCCAUCUCCCCCCUCUUUCUUCCCCCGCGUUGAGACCCAGACUUCAGCUUCAAGCGUGCAUAAGCUCAAGGGCUGGCGAGAACGUGGACGAUCCCCAACAUUCCAAGGGAAACGAGGAUGGGUCAAGUCGCAGCAGAAGCAUCAGCAGCAGCAACAGCCUGAGUCGACACCAACAAUCGCGCAAUAAAGGAGGCAACCAAUACAAAGACAAACUUGAAAAGGACGCCGCCGUCUUCUUGUUGGAGAAAAAGGGCCCCUACCUCCCCGUGCCAAUCUCCCCCUCGUUCUCAUCAUCCGAGCCGGCGCACCCCUCGCCCACCACCACGACACAACAGCAGCAUCCCACGCGGAAGCAGACGCAGACGCAGAAGCAGACGCACUCGUACCUGGGCCCGGACCUGCAGCUAAAUCUGCACACAAACCACCACCCAAACUUUCCAGCCCCAGUGCGCUUCCUUGUCUCGGCCACUGCCACGGACUGUGCAGAGGUCGAUGUGGCCAAAGAGACACGCAAUUGGCUUGAACAAGUAUUCAAAGACACGGUCGGCGACACCACCGCCCGGGAACGGGAACUCACACACGGCCAGGACCAUCACCACUCUUUUUUGCUACCACUGCCGCUUGUCUCUGGGUGGGACCAUAACCCGUUCGAUCCCGCAACCGGUCACGGCCGUCAACCCGUCAACGGAGCUGCCGAAGAACGACCCCGCUCACCCCGUACGGCGCAGAUUAAGGGUCAGAUUAAGGGUCAGGAGGGCCUUGCUCCCGACAAGGGAUCUAACCUGAACGGCACCAAGGGCACCACCAACAACACCACUGGGGCCGACGGCUUGGCUUCACAAACCUCGCAAACCUCGGUGCCACGAUUAGACACGGGAGCCGACAGUCAAACCCUUGCCGAACGGUGCAAGCUGGAGACCGACAUGAUCAUGGACCACCAACAUCUGCACCGCCACCAGUCCUCAGCCGUGCCGCCCUCGCCCGCACCCUCUCACUCUUCUUUCUCCCUCAGAGGCAAAAAUCGGGUUUUUGGAAAACUACCUUUUCUCUCACGCGGUCGCAAGCCAGAAGGUCCAACCCGCAUCGAGAUCGCCUCUCCGACUUCCCCUUCUCAACCAAAACCUCCAACUUCUCCAACUUCACCAGUUUCCCCGGCCUCCUCCAUGGGUGCCCCCAUUGACAAGACCCGAUCCAGGAGUCGGGAUGCGAGGACGUAUGCUGGCUCUGGAGGGCGCGGCAUUGUACCAGUUCAAGAUGAGGUGCCAAAGGGGGCCAUCAAUGGCGCUGACAGACGCGUUACCGUUCGCUGUAAGGGCGUGACGGUGGAUCUCAAGGUUGAGGUUGAUACUACUACUGUGGACAUCUUGUUGGCUUAUGCCGACAAGACAGGCCUUCCCGUCAAUGUCAACACCAGCAUGGUCAUCGAGGCGUAUACCCCCCUGGGUCUCGAGCGACGCCUUCGUCGCUAUGAACGUAUCCGUGAUGUAUUAAACUCUUGGGACCAAGACAUGCAGAACGUUUUGAUUAUCCAGACCGAAAACGACCGCAGCGACGAGAACCUAGACCUCGCCAGUGUUCCUCGCGAACACAAGAUACCUACUGGCUUUGUCCUUCCACUUCAGCACUCCCACAGGCCUGGGAAAUGGACCAAGCGUUAUAUCACAUUGCUAGAAAACGGACAACUGGUUUCGUCCAAGAAGCCCGACGCAAAACUAUCAGACAAGGACGUCUUGAGCAUCUGCCAUCUAUCUGAUUUCGACAUCUACACGCCGACCGAAGCACAGAAGCGAAAGGAGCUACGACCACCCAAGAAACAUUGCUAUGCAAUCAAAAGCCAGCAGAAAACCACGAUUUUCAUGUCGACAGAUAAUUUCGUCCACUACUUCAGCACCGAGGACGCCGCGGUUGCCCAUCAGUUUUCUGCUCGCGUCCAAGCCUGGCGAAGCUGGUAUCUGGUUAACAAGGUAUUGCAGCUGCAUAAGAAAAGGCAAGAGCGGGAUGCAGAGAAACCGCCUCAACUCUCUUCUUCGCCGCACAAACCAAGAAUGGCAGUUAAAGAUGUCAAUGUGGAUGAUGGCCACAAGAUCAGAGUUUCAGUCGACGAGUCUCCUUACCCGAUCGGUACAUUCAAGCCCCUAAUCGACCUGCAGCGUUUCGACAAGCCCAUCGAUGAGUUUGGCAAGGACUGGGAAGCCGACCGAUCCAGACAACAAGCCCCGCCGCUACCAUCACUUGAUAAGCUCCAGAAAGUCAGAAGAGCUACACAAGAAGAGCAAGAAGCACCAUUUGGCACGAGCGGUUUGCUUGGGAACAUAUAUGAAGAGCGAAAACAGGCGCAGAAGGAAGAGGAGAGAAAGAAACCGGAGGUCGUCACCGACAAUCCCUUUACCGAUCGACCCAGCCUUUUGAAUGGCGGAUUGGUAACUUCGCCAACUGAGGAGACCGGACAGCACGAUGGACGAUCCGAACCAAAGGCAUGGCUUCCUUCGGCAGUUGAACACACCGCCACGCAGCGCAGCACAAGAGCACCCUCUGUUCGUCGCAGUGCUCCGUCUAAUCAGCCGCCGCCAUCUCAGUACGCUCCAUCGCAUUAUGCGCCAUCACAGUACGCACCGUCCCAGUACGACCGUGGGCGUGAAACGCAUCGUCGUCAGCAACCGAACCAGCAGCGAACACCCAGCGGGCCUCUUGUCGACCUAACUCCGAAAUUCGUUGAACCACCCCAAUGGUCGCGCGAAGGUAAAGGACGAGGUGUGAGGGCCCCAGAAGGCAUGCCGUUGGUCGACAUGGCCACAGGAUUCCAAUUGGCUCCCGGUGCCAAACCUCUCGACCUGCCACCCCGAACACUUGUUAGACGGGAACCGAGCAUGCGAACCCCUGGUUCUCGGCCAGGAACUAGUGGCGGCCAAGCACCGCCAGGUUCCAGUGCAGGUAGUGUCCGAGCCGUUAGUCGGGCUCCCUCGGUGCGGAGCAGGAUGACGAGUCGAGACGGGACUUCUGGGGGUAUGAGGAGCGUGUCAGGAUCGGCUUAUCCACCACCUGUACCUCCUAUACCCGGCUCAGUCCUCGGCAACGGGCCGAACUAUCCGCCCCCCUCGUCCAGAGGUAGAGAUACAGAAGGUUACCGUCCCCGUUCGUCGUCUGGUGGGCCACAACCCCAAUCGAAGCAAGGUUCUCCUCCGUCCUCCGGGUAUGAACACGAUCGUCAACGGACCUUUUCUUUGAGAAACCAGCCACAUCCGCUACUGUCAUUCGAUGAGGCCCUAGAUGAACCGCGAGGUCUCCUUGGAAAGGCAGACAGAAGCAACACUGACUCCAUGCAACGAGCACGGAGUGUCCGAGUGGGCAAUUCUUCCGGCCGCGCGAGAAAUGGGAGCAUUUACAAUUACUGAUUGGCAAGAUAUGUGUUUAAAGAGCUUUCCUUGGACUGUAUAACGAAAACUUAUUAUGACUUAACGCCGAUCACGAGUUUCCGACCGUUUCUAAAACAAUGUAUGGGUUUCUGUUGGGUUAUUUCAUGCUGUUCAACGGCUCAUGUAAAGGAUGUUUUUGUCACAGGUGGUACGAACGGAAGUUAUGGCU